Messenger RNA from Vitrella brassicaformis, 1615 nucleotides. The record is from the annotation of a GenBank genome assembly. NCBI's taxonomy places the organism in Eukaryota, Vitrellaceae.
CUAGAGGAGACUAGAGUAGACUAGAUCGUAUACAGAUAUCCAUUGUCAAACAAAACCAAAAACGAGUCAGUGGGUGAAUGGGUGGGUGUGUGGGUGGUGGUGGUAAGGAGAUGAGACGGGUCUGGCUCAAAAACAAAGGCGACCAGCCUGGCUUUGGAUGGCACCGGGCCCACACGAUCGACACGACGCAGCACAGCUGAUGACAAAUGCACUAGCGCACACACCACCUCUCUGAAGAAACAAACAACGAACGAUGACACACGCCAUACCACUAAGAAAGCACACACGCCAUCCGCCAUCCAUCCAUCCAUCGACUCCAUCCUCCUCCCCCCAUACCCACCCAUCAACCCUCCUACGUGUGCAAAUUCGCGACCUUUGCACACGACUCCCUCCCCUCCCAGAUCGUUAAUUCAACAAAUACGCGAGUAUGCCUGUGCGAUAUCUCUCCCCCAAGCUGCGUGCGAUGGUUGGUGAUCACUUGCAGUCGCCUUCGUCCCAAUUGCAUGCCUCCACGUUGCACACCUCAUCACACUGCCCGUCGCCCAACAGAGGCGGCGAGCAGCCGGGGCAGCCCUGACACACAACAACACACAACAGCGCACACAGUCGUGUAUUUCUCCCUCGUCAUAAGCAGCUGUCAUGCAAGGCUCACCUUGACUGCCUCGCAGUCUCCGUCGUCGAAUUUGCAGGCAGCGACGUUACAGAGUGGGUCGCAGAACCCGUCCCCUCUAUGCUCAGGAUGGCAACCAGACGCACACAAAUCGCCUGAAGCAACAACAAGAGGUAAAGUGGCUGUGAGGGGCCUUGCGUCGUGAUACUGAGCUGUUCGCACCUUUGCAGUCGCCUCCGUCAUUGCCGCAUGCCUCUGUGUUGCACUCGGCAUCGCACACACCAUUGCCCAGCAGAAAAGGGCGGCACCCACCAGACAGACCUGCACAUGCACACACACACAGGGGGAGAUCUCAGCCUGCUGCCACCCGGCCAGCCGGCCUGCUGUCGUCCCCCAAACGCCCAACUUACACGCAGCUCUUGUUUGGAUGGCAUCUCUCACCCUCCCGCGCACGUUGGAGAGCCCGCCACCAGCCGCCCCCGCCCCCGCCUCCUCCUCUCUGGCCGCGUCCGGCAGCCCCAGUGUAUCGCCAAUGGACUGGACAAUCGACGCCACUCUGCCGCCAGGCCGCUCAGCACAGUCGUCACCAUCCCAGUCACACUCCUCCACUUCGCACCCAGGCUGACAGAUGCCGUCGUUGAUCUGCGAGUACCGACAAACGCCGUAGCAGAUAUCCGGCUGAAGGUUGCGCAGCAUCUGGCUCGUCAGGGGAUGACGGGAUGAGAAGUCGGGCAGGCUCGAUAAGAGGGAGGACCGCACGCGAGAUGAAGCGUAGCCUGGAGGAUCAGCACACAAUAUGCGGGGGGUCGGUCGUGUUUAUUGUCCCUCCCUGCUCACCUCCGGCGAUGCCCAAUAGCAGCAGGAGCAGCUGUCGCCUUCUCCCUCCCUCGUACCGGGAGCGUCGUAGAUCCGCACCGCCUCGGUGGCCAUGACGGCUACCCGUCUGCGAUGUAUCUUCCAUCCCAAGGAAAGAACGUUUGGUUUCAGAACGUUUGCAGUAUGUAC